This is a messenger RNA of Aphanomyces invadans, 669 nucleotides long. RefSeq lists its product as hypothetical. Lineage: Eukaryota; Oomycota; Saprolegniomycetes; Saprolegniales; Verrucalvaceae. Bases 1 to 669 code for a protein of 222 amino acids. The transcript has 2 exons. The record is from RefSeq and is a predicted model, not a curated record.
AUGCUCCCGGUCGCAGUGCUCGUGGCGUUGGUGGUAGCAGUCGUGUCGACAGAGCCUCCGCGGCCGACGUGCUCUGCCGACACCAAAUUUAUGGUCACGACGUGCGCUGCAGAGUUGCCCGAUCGAAUUUGCCGUGGAGUGGUGUGCUGGCCGUUUCUCCAUCGUCAAGUCGUUCCAUGCAUCGACCCCUCGCACGCGCUCUACGAGCGCGUCCGCUUUCUUUGCCCGUCGAAAGACGUUGCCAUGAGCAAAUUUAUGCCCACUGCUAGCUCCCUGCCCAUUGCGACGUCUGCAAGUCGGCUCGCAGUAGGCGAAUUCCCGAAUGCGGUGAACUCGACGUCAGUCGGCACGGCCAACACAACCUUCGAGGAAGGGUCAAGCUACGUACGCACACCACCUGCUUAUCCCUUUGAUUCGCCGUUCGGCGUCGCAGCGACUGCAUCUAUACUUGUGCUCAACGACUCGACGUUGAACGCGACAGGUGCAGGGCAGGCAACAACGACGGCCGACUUCGUGACGACGCCGGCACCACAAGCCGACAACGACUCGGAAAGCGACGGCGAGACUACAGUUCGAUCAAGCCCACGCACGUCGCAGUCUAUUGGCAUAUCCAUCGGCCCUCUUCAUGCGGCAGCCAUCCUCGCUGCGGUUGUCCAUGCUCGUGUGUGA